Coniosporium apollinis CBS 100218 is the source of this 654-nucleotide messenger RNA. RefSeq lists its product as uncharacterized. The record is from RefSeq and is a predicted model, not a curated record. The transcript is spliced from 3 exons. The coding region runs from base 1 to 654 and encodes 217 amino acids. Gene Ontology annotation, molecular function: structural constituent of ribosome. Gene Ontology annotation, cellular component: mitochondrion. Lineage: Eukaryota; Fungi; Ascomycota; Dothideomycetes.
AUGGUGAGCAUACUGCAGCGGAUGCGAAAGCUGAAAACAGUGAAAGGUAAAUCACCGUCGAGUCUCCACCGAUCACCCCCCGAGGCGCCUCCAGCUCACCUCCUGCAGCUUCUCGCGAUACGAGUAGGACCUGGUGCGGCAUUGCUACCCAAAGAUGUGCAACGAAUACAUCUAGAGUUUGCCAGCAAGAUCAAUGGCGGAAACAUGGGGCCUCGCAAGUUCUGGCGGCACCACCUUCCCCGAUUAAAAUACCACAAUCCAGCAGUCCCCAUGACUGUAUCCCGUACCACCGACCAAUCCGGCCCAGCAACCCUCACAAUCCACUUCGGUUCCGCCGCUGAACCCUCCCCUGAGGUCGACUCCACCACACCCGCAGACUCUACCGUCACAUCCUCUGGGGCGGCGGACAGAGUAGUCACGAUCGACAUGAAGAACAAACGGGAUUCAGAGAUAUUACACGAGCUGCUCAAGGCGACGAAGGCAGUGGAACUAGGGCCGACAGAAGAGGACCAAGAGGCAUUACGGGAGCUGAAAGAGCAGAGGGAACGGAGUGCUCGAGAUAGUGAGAUGAGCAGGGGGGUCAAUGCGAAGAGGAAGAGGGAGGCCGAGGCGCUUGCGCAGGCAAGGAGGGGUCUUGGGUUGGCUACCGCUUGA